ACUCCUCAAUCCUGUCCGAGGGGUUGGUUAGAACAGAAAGGGACGUUCCAACCCAUGUUUGGAAAUGUUUACUCUGGGGCGCUAUCUGUCAGACAGAAGCCUCUAGAUUGCACUCCAGAGACCAUCUAGUAAUGUACCGUAAGGUGUCCAUUGGAAUUGAAUCUGGAGGGAGUUCAUUAUACUAACUAACCAUGGCUCAAGCGAAAAUCCACCACGCUAAAAUGACUGAAGCGGCUAAAGGCAAAUUCAGCAGAUCAAUGUCUAUGGCAGAUCGCUCUGGACAACUACUUGAAAGUUUGGACCAGCUGGAAAUAAGGGUGGAGGCUUUACGUGAAGUCGCAACUUCAAUGGAACAGGAGAGAGAGUGCUUACUGGAUUUGAUACAAUCCAUAAAGAACAGUGAAGAAAUGCGCAGCAUUUGUGACGGAGAGCGAGAGGAACUAUCUUUAACUGCUAAUCGUCUUCUGGGUAGGACGCUAACAGUUGAAAUCUCAGUGGAAACCAUAAGGAACUCCACACAGGAGGAUGCGUUACACAAGGCUACCUCUUUGAUUGAUGAGAUUGCAGCAAAGUUGCUUGACGACAUGGAUGGUGCCAGAAAGCUCCUGAUGGCACUGCAUGCCGCCUGUGUGACCGAAGCACCACCUGUUCCUAUCGAUACAAAAUUCCAGAUGAUCGUCAUCACCUGCGCCUUGGAAGAUCAGAAGAAAAUCAAGAGGCGGCUUGAAACUCUGAUAAGAAAUGUGUAUAAUGCUGAGAAGAAUAUAAAGAUAAUGGAUCAUCAGAAAGUGGAAGACUUAAACAGUGCCAAUGGCAAAUGAUGGCACUCAUACUGAUUACCCCCCCCUAAUAAAAUGCUAACAUUAGCUAGCUAAAAUCCAGUGAUCUCCCCUUAAUCUUAGCUAGCUAGCUAACAUUAUACUGCAUCUAAAAUCAAUCUGGUAACAUCAAAAUGAUGACAAAAGGUUUUCCUACUAAUUAUUUUCCUUCUUUAGAAAUGUAAUUGUAUUUCCAAGCCACAGUAAUGCACUUUAGACUAAAUUUUAAUCGACGCCCAAUCAGAAGACAUGAGUAGAAUGCUAUAGGGCACCUAAAACGAACGCUCAAAACAAUAUUGAGACAAAACGUGCCACCGAUGAUACGAACACUGUCACAUUCAAACCGUCACUACAAAUUGCAUAUCAAAUUAUUGCACAGUCACAUUUUUAUUUUCUGAAUGUGAAGUUACCCGCACACUGCCUUAUCUAGUUGCAAUAAGCACACAGGCUGUCACUCAUUUAGGCAUUUCAAAAUGCAUCUAAAUUGUUUUUGUUUAAUCAUCUUAGUAUGAUCACUUACAUCUUAAGUGUUAAUCCUUGACAUUGGUAUCUAUUGACACAUGUUUUGCUACUCUCAGAUCAUUACAGUAAACCUGGAUUAUAGGUCACAACUUAACUCAAAACAGAAGGUUCAUAUCUUUAUGUAGGGAUGUGUUAGGUACAUAUAUAAUUGUGAACAACCACUCCAGAAAUAGCCAAAGUAACGGUAUCUGUGAGAGCUCUUUGCUGUGGUCACAGACAUCAUUAGAGACAAUGUACUAUGUCAAUACAUCAUAAAUAGGCAUUUCACAUGCAGGUGCAAAGUGAGCAACAUGCACAGCACAUGCAUAUAUGUAAUACUAGGCAGUCAUUUUAGAUGUCCAUUAACACACACAUUUAGGUUUUUCAAAGCAAGUCACUGAUGUUUUGAAUAAAUAUGAUUUAUGUAUUCCACUUGCUGAAAGACAGUUAUUCUACAAUCUUUGGGGGAUGGUCUCAUUGCAAUGUUUCUACUUGUAAUUCUAACAAACCAAACAAUUGAAAAGGUGGGUAAAAUAAACAUAUUUUAAGUGUAGCUAAUACGUUCCUAUUUUUUAAUGCUUCAUUUAACAUUUUACAAUAAAACUGUGUACAUUAAGAUUUAC
This is a messenger RNA of Oncorhynchus kisutch (coho salmon), 1942 nucleotides long. RefSeq names its product BAG family molecular chaperone regulator 2. Gene Ontology annotation, biological process: protein stabilization. The transcript has 3 exons. NCBI's taxonomy places the organism in Eukaryota, Metazoa, Chordata, Actinopteri, Salmoniformes, Salmonidae. Gene Ontology annotation, molecular function: protein-folding chaperone binding; adenyl-nucleotide exchange factor activity. The record is from RefSeq and is a predicted model, not a curated record. Bases 192 to 821 code for a protein of 209 amino acids.